Trifolium pratense (red clover) is the source of this 2718-nucleotide messenger RNA. RefSeq names its product internalin I. NCBI's taxonomy places the organism in Eukaryota, Viridiplantae, Streptophyta, Magnoliopsida, Fabales, Fabaceae. The coding region runs from base 638 to 2413 and encodes 591 amino acids. Gene Ontology annotation, molecular function: protein binding. The record is from RefSeq and is a predicted model, not a curated record. The transcript is spliced from 7 exons.
UAAACGCAGCUUGUAAAAACAGAGAAACCGUUGAAAAAUGGCGGUUACAGAAACGAUCUCUCGAUCGCUUACCUUCUCAUCUCGCCGACGCUCUCCUCCGCCGUCUCAUCACUCGCCGUCUCCUCCACCCCUCUCUCCUCGAGGUUUUCAAACACAGUGCGGAAGAGGUUGAUGUAAAAGGUGAUAACUCUGUGGUUUUCAAACACAGUGAAUAUUCAUAUUUGAAUUUAAGACUCUUGAUUAACUUUACAUAGACACAUACUACUAUCUUAUUCAAAAAGCUUUGGUCAUUAAGCACAUCAUUUGAGUAUUUUUUUUUUUGGUGAGUAGAGUAUUUUUUUAUUUAUUAAAGGUUCGAUAAAAUUUUAGAUAAAUAUAUUUUUCAUAUAAUAAAAUUGAUUACUAUCAAAUUUACUAAUUUAUCCCGUCAUAGUGAGCAUAAUUUUUUUUGACUAACGUGGCCCUGUCUAAGGCCCAAUUGGCAUGACGAGGCCCAUGUUGAGAUGUUUCUCUUUUCACGGAGAGAAGAAGAAGAAGAAGAAGAAGAAUUGAAUGAAAUAAUCUCGAUCUCAUUCCAACACCGAAUCAAACUCAAGUCAAACUUUCCAAUUUCAUUUCAGAGAAAGAAAGAGAGAAAAUGAACAGAGAAACCGAAUUGGUUGAACUUUGCAUAAACGCAGCUUGUAAAAACAGAGAAACCGUUGAAAAAUGGCGGUUACAGAAACGAUCUCUCGAUCGCUUACCUUCUCAUCUCGCCGACGCUCUCCUCCGCCGUCUCAUCACUCGCCGUCUCCUCCACCCCUCUCUCCUCGAGGUUUUCAAACACAGUGCGGAAGAGGUUGAUGUAAAAGGUGAUAACUCUGUGGAUGCAGAAUGGAUGGCAUAUUUGGGAGGAUUUCGCCAUUUGCGUUAUUUGAACAUUGCUGAAUGUCAUCGAAUCAAUUCUUCAGCUCUUUGGCCUCUCACAGGAAUGAAUAGCCUUAAAGAGUUGGAUCUAUCUAGAUGCUCCAAAGUUAAUGAUGCUGGAAUUAAUCAUAUACUUUCUGUUCCUAAUUUGGAGAAGUUGCACAUUUCGAAAACUAGCGUCACUGCCAAAGGAGUCAAGCUUCUAGCCUCUCUUAAAAACUUGUCUCUUCUUGACUUGGGCGGUUUGCCUGUCGAUGAUGCGUCUUUAGCUUCAUUACAGGUACUGAAAAAUCUACAACACAUUGAACUCUGGGGUAGUAAAAUAUCAAACAACGGUGCUGCAGUUCUUAACACAUUCCCCAAGUUAACCCAUCUAAAUCUUGAAUGGACCAGCGUCACAAAAUUGCCUAAUUUAUCAUCUCUUGAAUGCCUCAACAUGAGUAAUUGUACUAUUGACUCUAUACUUGAAAAUGAUAAAGCUCCUUUGACAAAGCUUAUAUUCUCUGGGUCUACAUUCCUGAAUGAAGCUGGAACCUUAUUAUAUGCAAAUACAAAUAACCUGUCCUUUCUGGACUUGGCCCAUACCGGCCUUGACAAAUUCUUCUUCUUAAGUAAAAUGAAAGUAAUAGAACAUCUCAAUCUCAGCUCGUGUAUGAUGGAUGAUAAUUCAGUUGAGAUGGUUGCAUGUAUUGGUGGAAAGUUGAAAAGUUUGAAUCUGAGUGGUACUUGGGUUAGCUCUGCUGGAGUAGGGAUUUUAGCUGGACAUGUUCCCAAUCUUGAAAUUCUAUCACUAUCUCAGACAUCAGUGGAAGAUACUGCCCUCGCAUUUAUCAGCUUGAUGCCUUCAUUGAAGGUUGUUGAUCUGAGCAAUACGAACAUUAAAGGGUUUUUGCACCAAGGAGGGACUGACUUGGACUCACUCUCUCUAACGGCCCUACAAAAUCUGAAACAAUUAGAAAGGCUGAAUUUGGAGCACACUCAAGUCACCGAUGAAGCUUUAUUCCCUUUAUCAAGCUUCCAAGAGCUGAGAUAUUUAUCUCUUAAAAGUCCUUCACUCUCAGACAUCUCACUUUACCAUCUAUCAUCAGUUCCUAAGUUGACAAAGCUUGGUAUCUGUGAUGCGGUAUUGACAAAUUGUUCUCUUGAUAAGGUUAAGGCUCCUGAAAAUCUGAAACUGAUGGACCUCAGAGGUUGUUGGCUCUUAACCAAAGAUGCUAUCUUAUCAUUCAGUAGAAAUCAUCCACAAAUUGAAGUCAGACAUGAACUUGUUACGGUACUUCCUUUUGAAGAAAAUGGACGUCAGCAUUCAUCUCCAUCUCGAUUAACUUCAAGGACUAUGCAAGCAGCUAGGAAGAAAGAACAAACGUCCUUAUCUCCAUAUUUCGUAGAUCAAAGGAUGAAAUAUAGCAGAGAUGAGUUACUUGCAUUGCAGUUUAUGUCUCUGCCUCUUGCAUCAAAUAGUGAGAGAGACAACUCAACACUUGAGAAGCAAUUGGAUUCAAUGUAGCAAUCUGUUUCCGUAUUUCUAUCUGAUCUCAUUGCAUUGGCAAAAUUUUGUAUUCAUUGUAUACUCCAAUUUAUCUCACUUGCAUUCAGUGUAGUUCAAUGUAUCUUACUUUUUUCACCAACAUUUAGGUGCAACUCAUGUGCAUGAGGUGAAAGCUGAAUAAUGCCAACUAAGUCGUAUAGAGCUUUGGCUCAAACCUAACCUUGUAUUUUGUACAUGUGAAUUAAGAGAUGAAUGUUUUUCUGUUGAGUGUAAUAAUUGACACAUGAGGAUGUAAUAGAUUGCUUCUUCCUAGUUUCUGCAAA